Molecule: messenger RNA, 2387 nt
Organism: Cuculus canorus (common cuckoo)
Lineage: Eukaryota; Metazoa; Chordata; Aves; Cuculiformes; Cuculidae
Gene: DZANK1
Product: double zinc ribbon and ankyrin repeat domains 1
Exons: 18
Coding region: 35-2107 (690 amino acids)
Biological process (GO): eye photoreceptor cell development
Source: RefSeq, a predicted model, not a curated record
UCAAGCAGGAUGGGAUCCAGCGGGGUGGGCAGGGAUGGAGUGGGGUGAGCAGGGAUCCAGCAGGGUGAAAAGGAGUGGAGUGGAGUGGAUGGUGUGGCCAGGAAUUGAGCAGGAUGGGACCAAGCAGGAUGGGAUCGAGCAAGUUCCUCAGGUCAUUCCACUGCGCAUCCCUCUUCCAGGAAAGGCAAAACACGAAAUAGACACAAAUACUCUCAUUGAAAUAAAAUCAGAUACACCUGACGUCUCCAUUUAUUACACUUUGGAUGGAAGUAAACCAGAACUCACUAGGAAACCUGGCUACGGAGAGCACAACACAUUUAAGUAUAAUGGUCCUAUCAUAUUACCAGUUGGGAAAAUAAUGGUCAAGGCACUGGCAGUUACAAAGGACUGCCGGGAGAGUACAGUUGUAACAAAGGUAUUUCUGGUAGAGUACAAGCAACCAAACAUCCUCUUCUCUGUUGAAGACAAUGACAAGAAUUUCUUCAAAGAUAUCACCACAAAGGAGAGAGAAGGUGGGAUGUUUACUACAACACUAAAGGAGAAUGGAGGGAAUGCGGAAAUCAAGCCUGCCUGGAGUGAAGAACCCCAAGAUUUUCAAGACUUGGAAACAGAAAGAAAGGCUACACAGAGGUCCCUGCAAGGACCACAGCUCCUUCCCAGUCCUUUGGAAACAACAGAGUACAGAGAGGAAUCCACCUCAGCAGCACCAACAGAGUCGUUACGGUUUGCUGGUUCUGCAGUGACUAGCCGGAAAAGCUUAGCUAGUUCACAGGUAGCAAGGAUCCAAAGGGAAAUAGAUUUCCUCAGAUGCACACGCUGUUCUGCACCUCGCCUGUCUGACCCCUUGGCUCACUUCUGCCAGGAAUGUGGAUCUCCUAUCCCACCUGUGCCAGUACAUCGCUUCCCACCUCCUGAACGUGCACAGAUGGCACCAUGUCUUGAGUGCAAACAUCUUGUGCCGAUGAAUACCCCCUCCUGCAUUGUAUGUGAGUCGCCCAUAGCUCCACAGCUGCAGCCCCAAACCAAAGUCUGCGUAAAGGGCAAAGUAAUUUGUCAGACAUGUGGCACAGGAAAUCCUCUUCACCAUAAACACUGUGUGACCUGUGAAAGCGAACUGCCUGAUAUACACAAGCCCGCGUUUGGAGGAGACACCCACCGGCCUUACCACAGCCAGCAAAGGAAGACAGUUUCGUGCUCAAAAUGCAGUCGUGUUAACCAGUGUGAUGCCCGUUUCUGUGACUGGUGUGGAGCCAAGCCUGGACCUCCUCCAUCCUACUUUUCUUGUGUCAAGUGUGGUACAAGCAAUCGUCCGUACGCUCACUUCUGUGGGUCCUGUGGUGUUUACAUAGAGCCCCCCCCAAGGAUGGGCUCUCGGAAUGACAAUUCUGUGGAUGUUGGUGACUCACUGGAGUUUUCCGAGGCUAAACGAUUUCAAGCUCAAGUUGCCUGGCAGCCUCCUCCCAUUUCCUUGCCCAAAUCAACAGCGGAACUAAAAGAAAGAGAAGAUAAAGGAACACAAACCAUUGGCAUUUUUUACCCAUCUCGCAAAGUCUUGGAAAAGAAGGAGCUUGAGCUGAUUUCACGAAAGGAAAAGCUAGAAAAGAUGAGUGAUCAUAAACCUCUCCUGACAGCCAUUAGUCCUGGAAAAGGUUACUGGAGAAAACAGCUGGACCACGUCUGCGCUCACCUUAGAAGCUACGCUCAGAACAACCUUGAAUUCAGAACACUGAUUGGAGAACCUCGUAUGGGAAGGAUUAACUAUGCUGCCAUCCAUGAGGAUGAUGAUGAAGUCACUAUUACACUGAAUUACGCUCUUGCUGUUAACAAGGAUAUUCAUGCUAAUAAACCAGCGAGGUUCAGAAGUCCUUCCUUGAAUACUCUAACAGAAGCCAGAGAUGGACAGGAAAGCAGUCCGACUGGUUCCGGCAAAGACAAUCAUAAUCUUUUCCAUUCAACAGGCAAAAUAAAGAGAACAGAAUCAAGAACACUAGAAAAAGAAGAUGAGCUCCUUGGAGCUGACCCAAACUGCACCAGCAUCGGAUACCAACCAGCUCUCACAGCUGCUGUCCUUUACAAGCACACAAAAGCCGCCUCCCUCCUCAUGUAGAGAGCUGCUGACAUUGACCUGCAGUCCAGACUGUGAGUGAGCGGGGAUCCUCUGCCCUGUGCCUGCUGAAGUUUUACCAGCUUCAGAAAAUAUUAACCUCCCACCCCCUCCUCCAAAAAUCUGUACUCAAGGAUCUACUUUCAAGGCCAAACUUGAAUAAACACGCCAACCUACAAGUGAUUAAAAAUAACAGUAUUUACAGUCUUUCUCUCAGCUGCCAGCUUUGAAGGUUUCUCAUUUGUUAGAAAAGCUGUUGUCCAAUUCCUUCCCCCCAUCCACU